AUCAUCGCUGCUUGCGGCCUCGGUCGACGUCUCCUCCAAUGUCCACAAUGGCCGAUCUCACAGCUGGUCCCUCCAGCCGAGCUAGGCAACACGACAACAUAUGGCCCGGGACAUUUGCCGCUGUACGUACAGCGGCAUCCGCCCGUCGGUCUCGGACGCGGAUUGGACACCGUUCGCAAAGUCCGCCGGCGGGUCACUGUGUUGUGCCGAUGCAACCGCAGGCAAUUAGAUGAGUGUUUGAUGUCGUUCGCACAGUGGCAGGGCCAGUAUCACCUCGGCAACUGUGCUGCACGAGCACGGCUGCCGAGACAAUACUGACCUGCGACCUCUCCCUCUGCGCAUACACCGUCGGGGAUGGCUGCGAGAACGGAUGUCCGGGGUUGUGUGUGCCGGCUGCACCAGUCGGUGCAGGGACACUGAACAUCGUAGCUUUAGUUACGCACAUGUA
Molecule: messenger RNA, 448 nt
Organism: Dichomitus squalens LYAD-421 SS1
Lineage: Eukaryota; Fungi; Basidiomycota; Agaricomycetes; Polyporales; Polyporaceae
Exons: 1
Coding region: 39-233 (64 amino acids)
Source: RefSeq, a predicted model, not a curated record